This is a messenger RNA of Rosa chinensis, 3863 nucleotides long. RefSeq lists its product as uncharacterized. NCBI's taxonomy places the organism in Eukaryota, Viridiplantae, Streptophyta, Magnoliopsida, Rosales, Rosaceae. The record is from RefSeq and is a predicted model, not a curated record. The transcript is spliced from 3 exons. The coding region runs from base 430 to 3471 and encodes 1013 amino acids.
CCCAAACUCAGACCAAUUCAGAAUUUCCCCUUCAGAAAAUUAAAACAAACAAACAAAAAAAAAAAAAACGAAGAAAACGUCCGACUCUCUCUCUCUCUCUCUCUAGCGAACAGAGCGAGGGUUUUGCGAAGCAAACAGAAAGGGAAAUAAAGCCCUAGGGCUAGAGCGAAAUCCCAAAACUCUCACACUGAGGUUGCAGCCUUCGUCAAUUGGAACUGCGCCGGAGCUAGGGUUUUCGAAUUCGUCCAUAAAGGAUUGGUCAUUUUCCUCAAUUUAUUGCCUGUUCGAGUAAUUUAUUUGGCGAUGUUGAUUUGAAAGUUUCAAUUGCACCAGUGCUGUUUCACAAAUAUUAUCCUGAAAGUCUUCCGUAGCUCAAUGGAAAUUAUGUACAUGGACUUCUUCGACUGUAAGCACGUUAUGUAAAGCAUCAUGACACUCGAAGAUUUUUUUACCUUAACUGAGAUGAAAGAUGGGCUAACUGCUCCAUCUCGAGUUGAGGAGCUGGUCACAUUAAUGCAGAGUGAGAAAGAUUCUAGUGUGAAUAAUGCUGGUGAGGCAACUCGGCAUUGGGUUGCAGUUGCAAGCACAAUUGCUGCCACAGAGAAUAAAGAUUGUCUUGAUCUUUUUAUUCAAUUGGAUGGACUCUGGUUUGUUGGUAAAUGGCUGAAAGAUGCUCAAAAUUUAGGUAAUGAUACAAAUGAAAGUUUUGUAGAAGAGUCAAUAACUGCUCUGUUACUAGCACUUGAAAAGCUGCAUAUUGACAAUAAGAGGUCAAUAUCUACGGGGAUCUGGAGUACUGUUGAGAAACUUCUUGGCCACAAAAGCUUGAAGGUUCAAGAUCGAGCAAGACUGCUGUUUGAUAGCUGGAAGCAGGAUAGUGAUGCAGUUGACCAUGAUGUUGAGAAUACUGGGGUUCUCUGUGGUGAUGGGAGUUCUGAGCUUUCUGUACAAGAGACCAAGCCAUCUGCUUUAAAUUUUACCCCUUCAGAAGUAGGUUCUAACAGCGAGAAUCGCCCAUCAGGUACUGCUGAUGAAACAUUGCCGUUAAGCAGUUCGGAGGGUCUUCAACCAGAAAGUGCUGAUGUACAGAUUCCAACUUGUAACAAACAGUCCCCAACCAACAAACUUUUAGAGAAUGCAGACAAGAAAGAUAGGUCUCCAGAUCCUUUGGGCUCUGUUAUUUUGGAGGCUGUUCAACAAAGUCCUAUAAAAAAUGAAUCCUCCGUAUGUUCUGUAGGAGCAAAUGCUUUAAUUGGAACUUCUAAUUUUCCUGUGGCAAAGACGAGCAAUGCUGAUGUGUCAGACAACUCAAAAUUGAAUGAGAUGCCCGGGAAUGAAAAUCAGAAGCACACAGUCGAUGGUUCUCCAAAGCAGUUGGGUGUGACUGACAUCUCUUCGGUAUCUGCACCAUUGGAAUCUGGGGUUGUUUGUUCAGAUGCUGAUGCUGCAACAUCCCAGGUUUUUGUUAAUGAUUCUGCUUUACAAAAAAAUGCAGAUGCCAAUGAGGAUGGUUUCUGUCAAAAGUUUGAUGCUCUUAGUGGUGAUGGACAAUACCAGAGCUGUAAAUCUGAUCCGCAAGUUGUGAUGGACAAUACAACGGCAGUGAUGGAUGAUACAAGAGCUGUAAAUCAUUGCAACACUACUGUUCAAGAUAGUGACUGUUCGAACAUUCCUCAGGAGUCAUCUGGCAAUGGUAGUAUGUCUGAAAAAGUGGAAGAUAUAGAGACUUCUUCCAGGAUGGAUGACCCGGGUGCUGUUGAUGAAGAUGAAGAGCAAGCAAGUGAUGAAGGCGCUGAAUUGACUACUGCUACUGUUUUUCCUAGCAACAUUUUUGAAAAAAGAAGGUCUGAUAUCGAUGUUGAGUAUGGGAUGGUUGAUGCUCUUGAAGUUGCUCGACAGGUUGCCCAAGAAGUAGAAAGAGAAGUGGUGGAUCACAGAGAACCAUACGGCAGUUCAUCUUCUGGGAAAAUUUCAGGAGGUGGACUCAGACAACCUGGUAGCCCAGACUCCAUAAAUGAAAAGCAAGACCCACCCACUGAAGUUGCACCAAAGGAUCUGCCAGUUGAGCAAUUUCAUUCUGUAGAGGCAAAUCCUGAGAAGGAUGUGGUUGACUCAGAACAUCAGGAAAUGAUACCUGAACAUUCCAUUCAUGACAUGGAGUCCUCUCAAGUGACUGAAAUGGCUCAAGAGCCAGAAGUUAACCCAGAAAAGGGUCUCUGUGGUUUUGAUCUAAAUGAAGAAGUGAGUUCUGAUGAGAUGGAUCGCUCAGUAAAUCCUGUCUCUGCUCCAAUUCCUUUUUCCAGACCACCACCAGCUGCUGAUCUACCCGUGGCCCCUUUGCAGUUUGAAGGGGCUAUUGGAUUGAAAGGAUCUCUUGGUAAUAGUGCUUUUCGUCGAGCAUCCCCACGCAGGCUUUCGGAUUCUGAGAAGAAUCUUUCUACAGGGGCCACCACUGAUAGCUCAAAGCAGAGGCCAGACUACCUGUGUUUAGAUUUGAAUGUGGCUUUUGGAGGAGAUGAUUUGGAAAAACAAAUUCCAUUGUUGUCUAGCCUCCCUUCUGGGGAAUCUUCAGGGGAAGUGAGUCAAAGUAGAUUGGGUAGGCCCAACUUGGAUUUGAACCGUAUUGAUGAUGACGGUGAUGCUCUACCAUUGAAUUUAAGAGUGGAAGGACAGUUCUUGUACAACCGAAAUGGCCGUCGCAGCCCAUCUCCUGCCUCAUCGUCAUCAUCAAUGCAGCCUUUGAUGAGGAAUUUUGAUUUGAAUGACAGGCCAUUUUUUCAUAAUGAUUCUAUUGAUCAAGGGCAUGGUAAGUCUUCUCAAAGUGCAACUGCAUAUAGAGGGCAGCUGGAUGGUUCAGUUAUUUCUAUCCUGGGUACCAGAGUAGAGAUUAAAAGAAAUGAUGUUCCUCAGACUCUGUCCCUGCCAAACGGCAAGGGGAUUAUUGAGACUGCAGGAGAUCCUAACUUGGCAAGAGCAGGAAGUCUUUUGGAGUUGGGUUCAAGGGUUUCUUACACCAAUUCUCCUGUUUUUGGGUACAAUGGACUGGCUACAGGGCCCGCAGUGUCGUUCUCCUCAACCAUGUAUGGACAUGGUGGAACAAUCCCCUACAUGGUGGAUUCAAGAGGAUCCCCUGUUGUGCCUCAAAUUAUGGGCUCUGCAUCAGCUGUUCCACCUCCGUUCUCUCAGUCACCAUUCAUCAUGAAUAUGAAUGGCGUGCAACCGGGUCUAAAUGGUGCUGGGCCGUCGCGUCCCAGUUUCGAUCUAAACUCUGGCUUCAUGGUUGAGGGUGGCAAUAGAGAUUCGGGUUUGAGGCACCUUUUCAUUCAUGGGCAAGGCGGAUCUAUGGAUGAGCAUCUGAGGAACAGCUCACAACCCCCUUCUAGUUCUAAUGUUGGUGGAAAAAGGAAAGAACCAGAAGGUGGCUGGGAACACCCGUUUAGUUACAGACAACAGCAACCCCCUUGGAGAUAGAAGUUCUUGACUGCAUGCUGUCCUAUCGUUGCAACAGUUUCAUAAAUCCAACCAACUCCAUUGAUACGUUCGUUCCAAACAUGAUGCUGAGGUAGGAGAGUUCAUUCGCUUUAAUAGAGAACUGAAUAAAGUUGGAGGUAAUUAUUGAUGUAACAUGAUUUAUGAUCAAGUGCUGAAGGAAGAAAGUUAGGUUGUUUAAUUUUUGUUUUUCUUUUUUUCCUUUUCUUUUCUGUGUUACAUACAGGCCUUUCGUCAUAGGAGAUUUGGUACGUGUAGCUGUAAUUUCUCUGCCAUGUAUAUCACAGAAAUUAUAGGAACAAAUUCUACAUAAUGUUAGUGGUGCUGGCUGCUUUGAUAAGUUGGUUUACCUGAAGUUAUUUAAAAGAGAAAAA